This is a messenger RNA of Tigriopus californicus, 983 nucleotides long. RefSeq names its product band 7 protein AGAP004871-like. Bases 1 to 543 code for a protein of 180 amino acids. The transcript has 3 exons. The record is from RefSeq and is a predicted model, not a curated record. Gene Ontology annotation, cellular component: plasma membrane. Lineage: Eukaryota; Metazoa; Arthropoda; Copepoda; Harpacticoida; Harpacticidae.
AUGACAUUAACAAACAAACAUAAUUAUUCUCUUCCUUUAAAUCCAACUAGACACUUUGUCUUGCGUAGAAAUGACAAUAAAUCAUGUGCAGAUUUUACUCCAAAUCGAUUAUUUUCCUCAGCAACCUUCAUCUUAUUUAAGUGGACCAGAAAGGACUCGAGGUUGCCCGAACAACUUCAAAGGGUGAUGGCCGCAGAAGCCGAGGCUGCCCGAGAGGCCCGCGCUAAGAUUAUCAAGGCUGAUGGAGAGCAAAAGGCCACCAAAUACCUGCGGGAAGCGGCCAAAGUUUUGGAUGGUUCUCAAGCGGCACUUCAGCUUCGAUAUCUUCAAACGUUAAGCACCAUCGGGAAUGAAAAAAAUACCACAAUCAUUUUCCCCGUCCCAAUUGACAUUAUCUCCGGAUUCAUGAACAUUUCGAGCGGAGUAAGAAAAGAGGCGGCCACAUGGAAGAAAGAGAACGACCACCCAAAGAAGACUGGCGCAACCGUCAAUGAACGAGUCGUGGGCGACAAGUUUGAAACGAUCCCCGUCGGCCAAGAAUAGUUAGCCAUCAUGAUGGCCAUGGCCAUGCACUGCUAGAUCAAUUAUACUCUGGCCGUGGCACUUUUUCUCGGCCAGGAACUUUGGAGGAUCUGUCUCGAGCUGACGGAGAAGAAAAAGAAACGAAGGACAAGGCCAAACUUUGGCGCAAGACACGAUGAUGAGUGAGGCCUUGUCAUUGCAUUCAAUGGGAUGUCUUGGAAUUCUAGAUAGGAAUAUUGCUUUUAUUUCAAAUUAUGUUCCAAUAACAUUUGACUACAUUGAUCAGAAUAAUAGCAGUAAGAAUAAUGAUGAUAAUAACCAUAAUAUUAGGAGCAGUUUCAUCGUUAUGAUAGUAAUAAUGAUAAUGAUUAUUGUGGUUAUUAAUAAUAGUGGUAUUUUGAUCGUUAGUAUCAGCUACAAGUCUCUCUAUGUUACUAUGAAAUAAAUUCCAAUCCAAAAGA